Anolis sagrei ordinatus is the source of this 1720-nucleotide messenger RNA. RefSeq names its product CDC like kinase 1 (gene CLK1). Gene Ontology annotation, cellular component: nucleus. Gene Ontology annotation, molecular function: protein serine/threonine kinase activity; ATP binding; protein tyrosine kinase activity. Gene Ontology annotation, biological process: peptidyl-tyrosine phosphorylation; regulation of RNA splicing. NCBI's taxonomy places the organism in Eukaryota, Metazoa, Chordata, Lepidosauria, Squamata, Anolidae. The record is from RefSeq and is a predicted model, not a curated record.
UUUGUGACGCCAGUGCCUGUUUUUUCAGACGACGCCAACUCGGCGCCAUUUUGUCUCCAGCAGCUGUGGCAGAGAGAAGGCGCGGGAGCUUCGCUGAGAGACACACCUCGUGAAGAGGCGCCCACUCUAGAAGGAGCGAUGCGGUACUCCAAACAAACAGAUUAUUCUGACUGGGAUGAAAAACAGUAUGAGGAUCCCCAUCAAGGCAGCAGCCAUCAUAAGAGAAAAAGAAAAUCAUAUAGCAGUUCUCAUGACAGCAAGCGCUGCAAGUAUAAUGACACCCAAAUUUAUGAUAGCCUUUAUUCAGAUGCCAGUUCUUUCCAUGAAAGAGAUAAUCAUGAACGUCGCUAUGUUGAAUACAGAAACAACUUUAGCCAACUCUCUGAAAGCAAGCACCAUUGUCGGGACUAUGAAACUGGUUAUCACAAUCACAGUAGCAAGUCAUCAGGGCAUAGCGGCAGAAGCAGUUACAAAAGAAAACACAAGACUCGCCAUAGCAAAUCGCAUCACUCACACGCGAGGAGUCACCGAAGGAAAAGAUCGAGGAGUGUAGAGGAUGAUGAGGAGGGUCACCUGAUCUGUCAGAGUGGAGACGUACUAAGUGCAAGAUAUGAAAUUGUGUCUAUUCUGGGUGAAGGUGCUUUUGGAAAAGUAGUGGAGUGCCUUGAUCACAAAGCGGGUGGUAGACACGUGGCAGUAAAAAUAGUAAAAAAUGUUGAUAGAUACUCAGAAGCUGCUCGUUCAGAGAUAGAAGUGUUGGAGCACUUAAAUGCAACAGAUCCUCACAGCACAUUUUCCUGUGUCCAGAUGUUGGAAUGGUUUGAACACUACGGCCAUGUUUGCAUUGUAUUCGAACUAUUGGGAUUAAGUACUUAUGACUUCAUUAAAGAAAACAGUUUUUUGCCAUUUAGUAUGGAUCACAUCAGAAGAAUGGCAUACCAGAUCUGCAAAUCUGUCAACUUUUUGCAUUCAAACAAGCUAACUCAUACGGAUUUGAAGCCUGAAAACAUACUGUUUGUGAAGUCUGACUACACAGAAAAUUAUAAUUCCAAACUGAAACGUGAUGAGCGUAUACUGAAAAAUCCAGAUAUUAAAGUUGUGGAUUUCGGAAGUGCAACAUAUGAUCAUGAACAUCACAGCACUCUUGUGUCUACAAGGCAUUAUAGAGCUCCUGAAGUUAUUUUGGCUUUGGGGUGGUCGCAGCCAUGUGAUGUUUGGAGUAUUGGUUGCAUUCUUAUUGAAUAUUACCUUGGAUUCACAAUUUUUCCGACACAUGACAGUAAAGAACACCUGGCAAUGAUGGAAAAAAUAUUGGGGCCAUUACCAGUGCAUAUGGUCCAGAAAACUAGAAAACGCAAGUACUUCCACCAUGACCAGUUGGAUUGGGAUGAACAUAGUUCUGCUGGCAGAUACGUUUCAAGACGUUGCAAGCCACUGAAGGAAUUUAUGCAGUGCCAUGAUGCUGACCAUGAAAAUCUAUUUGACCUCAUACGCAAGAUGUUGGAAUAUGAUCCUGCCAAACGAAUUACGCUUGCAGAAGCUUUGGAGCAUCACUUCUUUUCCUCACUAAAAAAAUAUAGUUCUGUAGCUCAUUAAUAACUGCAUCAGUCAAAAAAUCCAACUGAUUUUUUAAGUAUUUAUUUUGUAAUUCUGUAAAUUUCUUUUCAUACAGUUGUGUCCAAUUUAUUGACCUAGGUCUCAAUAAAAAACUUUCUUAAAA